UUUACAUUUGCGUUGAGUAACAUCAGCAUGCCAGAAGACCCAGAGCUUAGAAACAACACUUACAAGCAAGUGCAGGACAUGAUCAACGAUGCACUGAACACUCUUCUGAAUGAUCCAAACAGUGUGAAAUUUGAACCUAGCUCAUCCAACUUCACGAGCACCUCAGACCAAAUCUUUGGCAAUAUGGAUUACACCUUCCAAGAUGGAGCUGUGAUACAACCUGUCAGCUUCCUCAAUGAGCUUCAUAAACUGAUGGGAAUGAGCACUACAACGUCUCCGCUUCCAAGUAGCUUCCCUGUGACGUCCUUCCAGCAAAUAUCUGGUUCAGCAGAGGUGACAAGCAAACUGGUGUUCAACUCCUCAUCUCCAGUCCCCAGUGAAGCUUUGGUGCUCAGUGCUAUCAACAUUCUCCUGGAAUCCAGAGUUUCAGAACUGAAAGAAACAGUCAAGCUGAUGAAUGUCAGUUAUGAAAAAAUCUCAGACACCACCUAUGCAGUCUUCUUUACAUUUACCUUGAGUAACAUCAGCAUGCCAGAAGACCCAGAGCUUAGAAACAACACUUACCAGCAAGUGCAGGACAUGAUCAACGAUGCGCUGAACACUCUUCUGAAUGAUCCAAACAGUGUGAAGUUUAACCCCAGCUCCUCCAACUUCAUUAGCACAUCAGACCAAAUCCAUGGCAAUAUGGAUUACAUUUUCCAAGAUGGAGAUGACAUACAACCUGUCAGUUUCUUAAACGAGCUUCGUUUGCAAAACAGCCUAACAACUCCUCCUGCCAGCAAUUCUCAGACCACUACUGAUGCAACAAUUCUUGGGACGGCUGUUAUUAGCAUUCGGCUUGUGUUUGAAACGUUGGGCCUAAUGCCAAAUGAAAGUAAAAUUAUGGAGUUGGUUUCUAUACUGAAUGCAAAUCUCACAACUAAACAAGAUGACAGAGCAACACAGUUUGGUGAACCUGUGAGCAACGUAAAUGUCUCAUUUGACAGUAUUUCUAAUCAUUCAUAUGCCCUCAACUUUGGAUAUGUGAUCAGCAAUGUAUGGAUGUCAGAAAAAUUUGAAAACAGGAACAGCACCAACAAACUCAUCCAAGACAAAAUAAAUAAACUGCUAAACGAGAUCCUAAAUGAUCCCUCAGCCAAUCCAGUCCAGUUUAAUGAGACCAUAUUCUCGAAUAAUUUCACUGAGAUCAUGGCUUUUGUGGAAUACAAUAUUUCACAAAAAAAUGACAUCCAGUCACCCAGUAAAUUUCUCCAGGCAAUUCUUAAGGAAAAUAGCUUGACAACUCCAACUGUACUUGGAAGAGCAAUUAUUUACAUCCGGCUUGUUUUUAUAACGAGAGGCACCAUACCAAGCGAGAGCGCUGUUCUACAAGUAGCCAACAACCUGCUGGACAAACGUCUAAGAAGCAAACGAGACCUGACAGAACAAAAACUCAGUGAUCCUGUGAGCUUUGUGAAUGUCACCUAUACAAAAAUUUCUGAUAAUUCGUAUGCCCUCAAUUUUGGAUUUGAAAUCAGCAAUGUCACCAUGUCUGAGAAUCUUGUACUCAGGGACGACACAUACACAAUAAUCCAAUCUUCAAUAAAUAAAUUGCUGAACGAGAUCCUAAAUGACCCAAAUGCCACUCCAUUUGAGUUCAAAAAGGCCAAUUUUACGGGUAAUACCACUGUGAUUAAGGCCGAUGUCGAGUACAUUUUCUCAGAAGAUGACUUCAAGUCACCCAGUCUUUUUCUCAAGGCACUUAUCACUGUUAAUAUUGAAGCCAGUAACCCAACUGCUACAACCACAUUUCCCUCUGUGGUGAACACUACUGGGCCAAACAACAGCACUAGUGCAGCGUGGAUUGUGGCUAUAAUUGUUCCUUGUGCUAUAGCCAUCCUGCUUGUACCUUGCUGGAUUCUCCUUUGUUGUCUGCUUUGUGGUUGCUGUGCACGAAUAAGACGACGUUGGCACAGAAGACAGUCAUACAAUGUACAGUACACGACUCGACACAGCAUCUUCUAGUGAACUUGAGAGGCAACAAAGAAAAAUUUUACAGGAAAAGUGAUCUUUUUGCAACUGUAACGCACAACUAUUCUUUGAAAUCACUUAUUCUUAUGUUAUUUAUUACAGAGCAAUGAUUAUUGUUAAUAUUGUUAUUUAAAUUAUGUAAUGAAUAUGUUAACUUUGAGCUUUUUAAUAUGCACUAUUUAUUUUCUUCCUGUUUUGCUGGACAGACAGGAGCUACACAAAAUUUUACUGAAUGUAAUUUUCCCCAAGCUGUAUUAUCUAAUGAAAUUAAAUUAUUUAUUUAAUACUUGUGUCAUUUUUAAAAUAUUUCAUGUAGAUUUUUUUCUCUAUAUAAUUAAUUGAUUUGAUGUC
This is a messenger RNA of Paramisgurnus dabryanus, 2361 nucleotides long. RefSeq lists its product as uncharacterized. Lineage: Eukaryota; Metazoa; Chordata; Actinopteri; Cypriniformes; Cobitidae. The record is from RefSeq and is a predicted model, not a curated record.